Molecule: messenger RNA, 620 nt
Organism: Paramecium octaurelia
Lineage: Eukaryota; Ciliophora; Oligohymenophorea; Peniculida; Parameciidae
Source: the annotation of a GenBank genome assembly
AUGGAAGGAAUUUUAAGUUAAACUAAACAACGCAUUGGAACUAUCAAUGAAGCUGCAAAAUACUAUACGGUGGACAACAUUUUCAUCCACUCUGGAUAUAGAAUCAACUACUCUACUCCUUGGCAAAUACUAAAAUCACUCUUUUAGAAACAUAAUGAACUUAUAAAUGUUUGGACUCAUUUUAUAGGUUCAUUUCUUACCUUCCUGUUAAUUCUAUACAUUGUUAGUUAUCAUUAUGAUUAUAGAAAAAGAUUAGAAUAAGACAUUGACUAAAUAUUUAGUUUUAAUUCGACGCAAUAUCCAACUCCAAUCAACAUCCAAAACACUGAGGCAGAUAAACUCAAAUAUGAAGAACUUAUUAAUAAAAUUGAUCAUUUUCAAAAUUAAAUGCUGACUUCUGAAUCUUACAAAGAGAUUGUUCAUUUAAUGAAAAUUACAAUAGAAAUACUAAAUUUUGAAGAAGUAAAAGAAUACGCAAUUGUAUUCUAAAAUAAAUUUAAUUUGUUUAAAGAUAAAAUAAUAUAAGAAGUAAAUAUUAUUUAAUAUCAAUAAGAUCGACAGUGAACAAUUUGAUUGGGUCGAAAUCUACAAGCAUGACUAUUCCCAUACUUCUAUAUUGA